Messenger RNA from Delphinapterus leucas (beluga whale), 4550 nucleotides. RefSeq names its product lamin B2 (gene LMNB2). Lineage: Eukaryota; Metazoa; Chordata; Mammalia; Artiodactyla; Monodontidae. Gene Ontology annotation, molecular function: structural constituent of cytoskeleton. The record is from RefSeq and is a predicted model, not a curated record. Gene Ontology annotation, cellular component: nuclear lamina; nuclear envelope. Gene Ontology annotation, biological process: protein localization to nuclear envelope; heterochromatin formation; nuclear pore localization.
GCCAUCUUGGUCGGCGGGUCGGAUUGAAUGAGCCCGCCGAGCCGCGGCCGCCGUUCCGAGCCGCGCGGGCCCCGAGCCGCUGCCGCCGCCGCCUCCGCCGCCGCAGCCGCCAUGGCCACACCGCCGCCCGGCCGCGCGGGCGGGCCCGCCACGCCGCUGUCGCCCACGCGCCUGUCGCGGCUGCAGGAGAAGGAGGAGCUGCGCGAGCUCAAUGACCGCCUGGCGCACUACAUCGACCGCGUCCGCGCGCUCGAGCUGGAGAACGACCGGCUCCAGCUCAAGAUUUCCGAGCGGGAGGAGGUGACCACGCGCGAGGUGAGCGGCAUCAAGACACUGUACGAGGCGGAGCUGGCUGAUGCCCGCCGGGUGCUGGACGAGACGGCCCGGGACCGAGCCCGGCUGCAGAUCGAAACUGGGAAGCUGAGGGCCGACCUGGAGGAAGCCAACAAGAGCGCAAAGAAGAGGGAGGGCGAGCUGACGGUGGCCCAGGGCCGCGUCAAGGACCUGGAGUCCGUGUUCCACCAGAGUGAGGCAGAGCUGGCCGCUGCUCUCAGCGACAAGCGCGCCCUGGAGAACGACGUGGUGGAGCUGAGGGCCCAGCUGGCCAAGGCGGAGGAUGGGCACGCAGUGGCCAAAAAGCAGCUGGAGAAGGAGACGCUGAUGCGCGUGGACCUGGAGAACCGCUGCCAGAGCCUGCAGGAGGAGCUGGCCUUCCGCAAGGACGUCUUUGAGGAGGAGGUGCGGGAGACGCGACGGCGACACGAGCGGCGCCUGGUGGAGGUGGACAGCAGCCGGCAGCAGGAGUAUGACUUCAAGAUGGCCCAGGCACUGGAGGAGCUGCGGGCGCAGCACGAUGAGCAAGUGCGGCUGUACCGCCUGGAGCUGGAGCAGACCUACCAGGCCAAGCUGGACAACGCCAAGCUGAGCUCCGACCAGAACGACAAGGCCGCCAGCGCCGCUCGGGAGGAGCUGAAGGAGGCCCGCAUGCGGGUUGAGUCCCUCAGCUACCAGCUCUCCGGCCUCCAGAAGCAGGCGAAUGCGGCCGAGGACCGGAUCCGGGAGCUGGAGGAAACCGUGGCCGGGGAGCGGGACAAGUUCCGGAAGAUGCUGGACGCCAAGGAGCGGGAGAUGACGGAGAUGCGGGACGUGAUGCAGCAGCAGCUGGCCGAGUACCAGGAGCUGCUGGACGUCAAGCUGGCCCUGGACAUGGAGAUCAGCGCCUACCGCAAGCUCCUGGAGGGCGAGGAGGAGAGGCUGAAGCUGUCCCCCAGCCCGUCAUCGCGCAUCACCAUCUCGCGGGCCACAUCGAGCAGCAGCGGCAGCAGCGUGUCCGUGUCCGGGCGCCUGGGCCGCAGCAAGCGGAAGCGGCUGGAGGUGGAGGAGCCGCCGGGCACGGGCUCCAGCGGCACCGGCUCCAGCAGCAGCAGCUUCCGCCUGGCCCAGCAGGCCUCGGCCUCGGGCAGCAUCAGCAUCGAGGAGAUCGACCUGGAGGGCAAGUUCGUGCAGCUGAAGAACAGCUCGGACAAGGAUCAGUCUCUGGGCAACUGGAGGAUCAAGAGGCAGAUCCUAGAAGGGGAGGAGAUCGCCUACAAGUUCACGCCGAAGUAUGUGCUGCGGGCCGGCCAGACGGUCACGGUAUGGGCAGCCGGUGCAGGGGUGGCUCACAGCCCCCCGUCAACGCUCGUGUGGAAGAGCCAGAACAGCUGGGGCACGGGCGAGAGCUUCCGGACCAUCCUGGUCAAUGCUGACGGGGAGGAAGUGGCCAUGAGAACUGUGAAGCAGUCCUCGGUGGUGCGGGAGGCCGAGGACGGGGAGGAGGGUGAGGACGAGGCGGCCGAGUUUGGAGAGGAGGAUCUUUUCCAUCAGCAGGGGGAUCCGAGGACCACCUCUCGAGGCUGCCGCGUCAUGUGAACCGAACAUGCCUCGUCACACGUCUUUCUUUAUCCAGGGCCACUGAAAACUAUUUUUAUAUCAUUGGCUUCUUUAGUCCUUGGUACAUUUCUAGAGAGUUUUUAAGCGAACUGCCAGAGCGUGGGGGUGGGUCUCUGCUGAACUUUCCUGUCGCUGGGUUUCCCUGGGCCCUUCAUCACCACUGUCCAGAGUGUUAAGUGCCCCGUUCUCACCUUUCGGUUGAGUUUGGGGCCCAGGAGCCGAGUGGCUAACAGGCUUUGGGCUGGGAGUCCAGGGGGCCCGUCCAGCGCUUCGGUUUCAGCUGCAGCCUGGGGUCAGGGCGGGAGAGGAGGCCUGAGGUGGACAGAGCAGAACUGCACGUAGGAACCCAAUAGUUGUUUGUUUUAUUAAGCUUUUAAAAAAACCAGAUUCGGAAUCCAGGUUCUGACCUGGUGGGGGGAAGGGGCACCCUGUGGAAUUUUGGUGGCUCAGCCAACCGAGUGCCAGAACAAGGGAAUCGCAGGCUUUUACCAUCAGGCCUGGGCUUCGGGGUUUGUCACAAUUUCUGCUCUGCUCUCAGGAAUUGGGGUGCGUGGGGUCGGCCUCCUGGCUCCCUCUCUGGCUGCUGGAACCUCACGUUUCUGGGGCUUUCUGCAGUUGAGUUCCUCACCUUACGGGAAUCCAUCAUAAGACUUGUCCUCAGGUAAGCCUUGAGGGGACAGGUGUGACGAACUGGGAAACAAAUGCCUUGGGCUCCAGCACGAUGUCCACCUGUAACCACCGCUUCCCACCCUCCCAUCGGAGGAGGGUGACUUCAGGGCGAGACGCUGGACUCCCCGUUCUCCGACUCUGUGCCUUGUGCACAGGGCACGCUGACUCACGUGUAUUCUUGGGCAUAUACUAAUAUCGCGGCUUCCUCUGUAACUUCUUGCUGAAAUGGUGUUUCUGAGACAGACCUGCCCGGGCCAGUUGACCCCUACGGGAUGGCUCCAUGUCACGGUCCAGCUUCUGGCCACCUGGCCGCCCCCUCCCUGCAUCAGCUUACCUUCGACGCCUCUGCCACGUAGAUACACAGAAGUUAUUUUUUUAACAGAUAUUUAUUUUUUUACAUCGGUCAGUACACACAUUGCCUGGAUCCCACCUCAGGGGCUCAUGUAUGCCAGGGUCACCAGGACAGUCCCCCGAGGGGGUGGCAUUGGGGCGCCUGUCUCUGUGGGCUCUGAGGCCCCAGACGGCAAACUUCUUUCAGAAAGCGCAGCUCAAGUCUUAAAAGACGCAAUACUGAGCCAUGGAGGUGGCCUGCCCCCACCCCAGGCCGGGAGCAGCCCACCUGCCUCCUUUCCCUGGGACUCGAUCAUGGCGACGAGGGCCCGAGGCCUGAGCCGCAGGCCGGGAAGGUGCCAGUGGCCGACAAAACUAAGCUGCUGCUGAGCCUAGAAUCCCCUGCAGACUCUGGCUUUAAGUCCGAGCAUCUUUCCAUGGCCACCUGAGUCCCUGGACCGCGGGCUGUGUUUCCUCUGUGAGGUCGCAGGCUGUCUUCCUUCUCCCAGAAGUAGCAGGAGCUGAGGGAGCGUGAGGGUCUGGGGAGCCUGAUGAGAUGCUGGGAGGGUGGGGCUAGGUGGCACUCAAGCAAGUGGGAAGUGCACUGGCUACAUCCUUCAAGGUAUUUUGAGAGUCUCUGGGGAUCAGAGGUCUGUCCUGGAAUUUGGGGUCUGAAUUGCUGAAGCAGUUUUGCAGGCUGGGCUCGAGGACAGGAAGGAAGGGAGAGGGCCCCACCCUCCCUGCAGGCCCAGAGGUCCUGAAAAACAGCCCAAGGGCUGCCCUAGUGCCUGCAGAGCCCCCAGGCUCACUGGUAGGGGUUGUUCCCAGCAGAUGAAUUUUCUUGCCUGCUUGAGAUCUUGGGUGGAGCCUGGAAGUGGCCCAGACAGGCGCUGGGAUGCCCUUGGCUGGUGGGGGGAGGGUGCACUGGAUUGGUGGCCACUUGUGGCUGGAGGCUGGUGACCGUCAUUGGUAACCAAGUAUUUGAAAACACGGAGCAGAGUCCAAUGUUACAAUGUCAGCCAGGGCCUGGGAAAUCGAAUUUGCAUUUGCCCUUAAACAUACUUAACAUUAAGCCACUUAAAAUGAUGCAGAAGCGAUUCUUUUUUCUAAACCCCUGUCAUGUGAUGAGGAGCACCCUUCCGGAGAAAGCCCACUCUUCCCAGCCCUGGGGAGGGACGGCCUCCGGGGAUGUGGCCGGCAGGAAUCAACCCCUGGGAGACACCAGUGCCCCCCCCCCCCCCCGCUCCCCGCCCGCAGUCUGGGCGCUCAGCUGUUGCCACAGCAGCCAAGCUCAGACUUGGGCUCGUUUUUACCCACACGGUCUACCCAGCAGUUCUAUUUAUAUCAGCAUAUCCGAGCUGGGACUGACAUUCCUCAAGGACAUUAAAGCUACUGGAAAGGUCUUAAUUCUGAGCCCGAAAGGGAUCAUCAGCACUACACGCUAGUGGGCUCGGUUUCAAGAACUCGGCUGUUUGGACACGUUUCAUAGAUCUGUUGGUGAUUUUUACGAUGCAUGCCAAACGUGUGGUCUUUUGUUUUCUCCGAUUUGUAAUACACGUUUUAUGACUGGAAACUUUUUUAUACAACACUCCAAUAAACAUUUUGGUUUUAAAUUCUCA